AUGAAUGAAACGGCUGAAGAUGUGUUCGCUCCGUUUUUCGGAUGCUAUUUACUUCUCAGCGAUUCACAAAAUCCAAAAUUUAAAAAUCGAACAUAUGUCGGCUUUACGGUAAAUCCUAGUCGACGAUUAAAGCAGCACAAUCGUGGAAUAGUGGCUGGCGGAGCUUGGCGAACUAAUGACAAAGGUCCUUGGAAGAUGGUGCUGAUUGUUCAUGGCUUUCCGAAUCGAAUUUGUGCUCUUCGAUUCGAAUGGGCCUGGCAACACCCAAAAAAGUCUCGUCGUCUCAGAGAUUUGCAUUUGACUCAAAGGUGCAACGAAACUCACCUUAACUACCACUUGCGUAUCUUAGCUAGCAUGUUGGCCAUCGGUCCAUGGAAUCGUCUUCCUUUGACGUUGAGGUGGUUUCAUGAACAGUACAAGAUUCAGAUGCCUUUCACUCCAUCACGCCCUUCCCAUAUCCCUGAGGUUGCUGGUCAAAUUAAGAUCGUACGAAACAAAUCAAGCAUGGCGUGUUUUGAUCAGGAAAUUACUUGUCAUAUCUGUGCUACAGAAGUCACGCAACAUGCGCCCGUACGCUGUUCGAACGAAUCCUGCAAAACAUUUUUCCACAAGAUCUGCCUUGCAAGAAAGUUCCUUGAAAACGAACCAAAGUUUUUGCUGCCGAUUAGUGGUCAUUGUCCAGUGUGCAGUACGCCCCUACUGUGGGGUGCACUGAUAGCUGCCUGCAAUGAAAACAUCAUAGAUUCCAGUGACAGCGAUAUCGAUUUCGAAUAG
This is a messenger RNA of Soboliphyme baturini, 774 nucleotides long. The record is from the annotation of a GenBank genome assembly. Lineage: Eukaryota; Metazoa; Nematoda; Enoplea; Dioctophymatida; Soboliphymatidae.